Messenger RNA from Branchiostoma belcheri (Belcher's lancelet), 983 nucleotides. Its product is annotated as angiopoietin-related protein 1-like. The record is from RefSeq and is a predicted model, not a curated record. Lineage: Eukaryota; Metazoa; Chordata; Leptocardii; Amphioxiformes; Branchiostomatidae. The annotation marks the transcript as partial. The transcript has a single exon.
AAUUGCUGUCUCGUGCGAUCGAGGACCAAACCGACAACGACCAGCCCGAGAAGCCAGACAAUGUGGACGGCCAGACAACUCACACCGACCCGGCUUCACCGGCCUUAAGCAAGCGCGGAAAUUACUUUUCCGACUGCUCUGAGAUCCACACAGCCCAAACUCUGUAUCAUAAAGUGUCUAGUGGUGUACACAAAAUACUACCUGUCGGUCUCUCCAGCCCGAUCUCUGUAUACUGUGAUCAGACCACAGAUGGGGGAGGGUGGACGGUCAUACAGAGGAGGUUUGACGGGUCUGUCGACUUUAACCGACCAUGGGGCGCCUUUAGGUACGGGUUUGGGUCAGCCAAUGGGGAGUAUUGGCUCGGUUUGGAGAACAUGUACCGUUUGACCAAUCAGCACAGGUAUACGCUGUAUGUACAGUUGGAAGAUUGGAAUCAUGUGGUUAAGUACGCAAAGUAUUCGUCAUUCUCGGUGGGGAGUAGUUCCAACUAUAGCCUGUCUGUUAGUGGGUACAGUGGGACCGCAGGGGAUGGGUUCUCAGGCUCACGAUCUAGAUCUAAACCCUACCUAACGGGUCAGCCCUUCAGUGCUAGGGAUGUAGAUCGUGAUGCCAGUAGCGGGUCCUGUGCUAAUAGUGCCUACACGGGAGGGUGGUGGUACAAGUCCUGCACUUGGUCUGCCCUGAACGGCCCGUACCUGCGCCGCUCUGACUAUACCGGUCACAGUGGUUGUGGCAUAGCUUGGUACGCGUUUGGGGGCUCCUAUAGGUGCUAUCUGAAAAAGUCCAAAAUGAUGGUCCGUCCUGCCAACUUCCGACCAUAAGUUGCCAGACACUAACCCAGCUGACAGGUCGAGGAUUCAAAUUGUUUGAUAAAGACCAUAAUCCAGCACUCACUCUGUAUCCAUUUUCUUUAAACAGGUCAAAUCUUUCAAGUUACUUAUUUGGUUGUCUCGGACUCUCGAUACAGGAAAUUUACACAUACA